CGCGGGGAAACUCCUCCUAUUCCUACGUCCAUGUAAUCAAUGUGGUCUGGCCCUUUAAGACUCGGCAGUGGGUCAGUAAGUGGUGUAGUGUUUCUCUAAUUGAUCGCUACCCAAUCAACAAUAACUCGUUAGCAGUUGCGUGCUAUUAUUGUUCCCUGAGACCAGUUUUCCCUUGGAGAAAAUCCGCUCCUGCACAGUGUCGUUACCUCCUAAAGACAGAGAUGCAGCUCAGAACAGCCUCGUUUCCUUUCGUGAAAGAAUACAUUUGUACAGUCUGAAGCCGCCGCCCACGUUGUGAAGCAUGACUACUUUGGAGAAGCGUAUGUGUAAAGAGAAGUUUUAAGCUUCGGUGCAAGGAGCAACGAGAAGGACAACACAACGCAUAACAGCCACAAGACUUCCCGAAAAGUGAUUUUAAUGGAAAAAGGAAUCUACCAAUAGUAGAAUUUAUUUUUUGUGGAACUGCAAUGACCUCCACCCGAAACAUGAAGAUAUGCUCAGUGUUGCAACCUAACGAGGAAAGGAGAAGAGAGGCUUUGGAUCAACUUCCUCCGCCGGCCAAUUCCAACAAACCGCUCACCCCUUUCAGUAUUGAGGAUAUUUUAAACAAGCCUUCGAUAAAGAAAUCCGCAGCUGCCCUUUGUCCCCCGCGGGUUCUGGAGAAAGUGACCGUCUCCAGCACUGCAAGAAAUUGUAUUACCUCUCCGUCCUCACCGCUCUGCGCUUUGGAGGAACUAGCCAGCAAAACUUUUAAAGGCCUGGAGGUCAGCGUAAUCCAAGCGGCAGAAGGUCGUGAGUAUGUGAAUGGGUUUGGCCAGAGACAUGCCUCGAAAAAGAGAAGAAAGUCCCGCACAGCAUUCACUAACCAUCAAAUCUACGAACUUGAGAAGCGCUUUUUAUACCAAAAGUACUUGUCCCCAGCAGACAGAGACCAGAUAGCGCAGCAGUUGGGUCUCACAAAUGCCCAGGUCAUAACGUGGUUCCAGAACAGACGGGCCAAGCUCAAAAGAGACUUGGAAGAGAUGAAAGCGGACGUCGAAUCGCUCAAGAAAAUUCCCCCACAGGCUCUCCAGAAUCUGGUUACCAUGGAAGACCUUGAGGACACGAAAGGAAACUCAGAGGCCAUGUCUCCCAGUAUUUCUCCGUCUUCACAAGGAGGUGUCUUCUCUCAGUCCCCGUCUUCGUCCAGAGACCAAACAACGGACGAGUUUUCUGAAGAAGACGAAGAAAUCGAAGUGGACGUUUGAAAAAAAAAAGGACAAACACGUUUUAAACUAUGACUUGUUGUCUGUUUCAAAAACUGCACGGACAUGGCUUCUUUUGGUAACUUAAUAUAAAGCAAGGAUUCUUUGAAUUUGUAUUUAUUUAAUGGAUUGCAAAUAAAGCAACCUUGUUUCCUAUUAAAGCCGGAAA
Molecule: messenger RNA, 1413 nt
Organism: Anguilla rostrata (American eel)
Lineage: Eukaryota; Metazoa; Chordata; Actinopteri; Anguilliformes; Anguillidae
Product: transcription factor LBX2-like
Exons: 2
Coding region: 468-1247 (259 amino acids)
Biological process (GO): regulation of transcription by RNA polymerase II
Cellular component (GO): nucleus
Molecular function (GO): DNA-binding transcription factor activity, RNA polymerase II-specific; sequence-specific double-stranded DNA binding
Source: RefSeq, a predicted model, not a curated record